Drosophila simulans is the source of this 758-nucleotide messenger RNA. It is a transcript of the gene Naa20B, whose product is annotated as N-alpha-acetyltransferase 20. Gene Ontology annotation, molecular function: protein-N-terminal amino-acid acetyltransferase activity. Gene Ontology annotation, biological process: N-terminal peptidyl-methionine acetylation. NCBI's taxonomy places the organism in Eukaryota, Metazoa, Arthropoda, Insecta, Diptera, Drosophilidae. The transcript has a single exon. The record is from RefSeq and is a predicted model, not a curated record. The coding region runs from base 103 to 717 and encodes 204 amino acids. Gene Ontology annotation, cellular component: NatB complex.
AUUGAUGAUAUAGUUUCAGACGCCAAUGAAAAAUAUGUCACAUUAACAAGGCAAACAUAAUAUUGUUGAAGAAAAAAAUAAAUUAUUAUAUCCCAGCGAGUCAUGACUUCUCCGCGACUGUUUGUUCUCGAAGAUCUGUUCAAGUUUAACAAUAUUGUGAUGGAUCCCUUGGUGGAAGUGUACUCCCUGCCGUUCUUGCUUCCCAAGAUUCUGGAGCAUCCCGAACUGGUUCUGGCCGCCGAUGCUCCUGACAACAGUCUCAUGGGCUUUAUUCUGGGGACACGCGUCGAGGAUGCGUCUGAAUCUUUUGGAGAUGGAAAGUCUAUGAGCUGGAAUCAUGGACACAUCUCUGCAGUGGCCGUAGCUCAUGAUUAUCGUAAACUGGGCUUGGGCACUCGGCUCUUAACAACCGUUAGGGAUAUUAUGGAUCGUCAGAAAGACUUUUAUGUAGAUCUAUAUGUGCGGGAGAAGAAUACAAAUGCCAUUGGUCUUUACGAGUCCUUGGGAUAUGUGAAAUAUCGCUGGAUGCCUAAAUUUUAUGCCGAUGACCAUGGAUAUGAAAUGAGACUACCCCUGUCCCGCGAUGUGGAUAGAAAGUCCCUAGAGGGAAUUAUGAUCAAGAAAAUCUACAGCUUUGGCUAUAAGCUGUACUAUCUGCUGAUGUUUUACAUAUUCGGAAUUAUAGCUAUAAUUAUUGGUGUAAAAUUGGUUGAAUAAGCAAUUGUAGUGGCACCAAACUAAUAAACUUUAUUUGGCAU